GUAUGUAUCUUCCUAAAGAUUGCCUAACGCCAUAGAAGAAAUCCCAUGAAAAGAGCCAAAGAUGAACCAACAGUCUUUCGAACACAGCCUCUCAGAGAGAGAAGGAGAGAGAGAGCGAAGCGCGGUAUAAAGGAAGACCAAAGGCGUUGAGUAGUUCUCCACAGCAGUGCAGGGAAUAACAGUUAAUACUAUAUAUCAAUGGCUACGGCCGGCCAGCUGGCAAGGGCGGCGGCAGAUCUGCGCGCAAUAUUCGCCACCGGCAAGACCAGGUCUUUCGAGUGGCGAGAGUCUCAGUUGAAAGCUCUUCAAGAGAUGAUCGCUUGUCGUGAGAAGGAAAUCCUCGAAGCUCUGCGCUCUGACCUCAAUAAACCUGAAUACGAAGCUUAUCUUCACGAGAUUGUUGCAGUAUCUUCCUCGUGCAAUUUCGCAUUGAAAAACCUACGCCAGUGGAUGACGCCGGAAAAGGUGAAGACCUCAAUGGCCUCAUUUCCAUCAUCGGCGACGAUAGUGCCGGAGCCACUUGGAGUGGUGCUUAUUAUAUCCACUUGGAACUAUCCUUUCUUAUUAUUGCUGGAUCCGCUCAUCGGUGCAAUUGCAGCCGGAAAUGCUGUAGUUUUGAAGCCAUCGGAAGUUGCCCCUGCCACAUCCUUUGUGCUGUCGACGCUUCUCAGGGAGUACAUGGACACAUCGGCUGUGAAAGUCAUCGAAGGCGCAACACCACAAGUAACUGCAUUGCUUGAACUGAAAUGGGACAAAAUAUUCUUCACAGGGAGCAGUAAGGUAGGAAGAGUUGUGAUGGCUGCAGCUGCAAAGCAUCUUACACCUGUAGUGUUAGAACUCGGAGGAAAAUCUCCAGUGGUUGUGGAUUCAGACAUCGACUUAGAAGUUACAGCACGGCGAAUCAUCUCCGGGAAGUGGGGCUGCAACGCCGGACAGACAUGCAUUUCGCCGGAUUAUAUACUCACUACAAAAGCAUGCGCGUCGCAGUUAGUUGAAGCUCUUUCGUCGCAACUAGAGAAGUUCUUCGGGGAGGAGCCUCUGCGAUCCAACGACUUGGCGAGCAUCAUAAACUCUAACCAUUUUGAGCGCUUGGCUAAGCUGUUGGAUGACGAUAAAAUUGCUGGCAAAGUUGUUUAUGGAGGCCAGCUUGAUGGAGCCAAUCUGAUCGCCCCCACAGUUAUAUUAGAUGCGCCACAAGACUCCUUGAUCAUGAAUGAAGAGAUAUUCGGUCCUCUGCUUCCAAUUGUCACGGUAAAACUCAACGAUCAUCUGCUAUAUAUCUGCGACGCGCCUUAUAUUGUAACGAUCUGCUCUGUCGAUUCGAAGGUGAACAAAUUGGAGGACUGCAUUAGCUUGAUCAACGCGAGGGAAAAGCCUCUCGCGGCGUAUUUAUUCACAAACAACGAAAGAUUCAAGGAGGAAUUCGUGAGAGGAGUCGCAGCCGGAGGCAUGGCCAUCAACGAGACAGCUCUGCAAUUCGCCGAGCACGCAUUGCCAUUUGGAGGCGUGGGAGAAAGUGGAAUGGGAUCGUACCACGGGAAGUACUCGUUCGAUGCUUUCAGCCACAAAAAACCAGUCUUGCAACGAGGUUUCAAAGGCGAUUCGGCUGCAAGAUAUCCGCCAUACACACCUGAAAAGCUCAAAUUUCUGAAAGCCCUGAUGAGUAGAAACAUGUUUCGAAUCCUUCGAGCCAUGCUCGGGUUGUAAGACUCGAUCGAAUCACAGCCAUUUGUAACCAGCUGCUAAGAACUUAUACACAUAGACUCGUCUGCAUACAACAACUCUGUACCGAUCAUACGUGUCUCUGCACACUAAAUUACCAUAGAAAAGAAAUACGAAUACGAAGAUAAAC
This is a messenger RNA of Andrographis paniculata, 1852 nucleotides long. Its product is annotated as aldehyde dehydrogenase-like. The coding region runs from base 199 to 1707 and encodes 502 amino acids. Gene Ontology annotation, cellular component: cytoplasm. The record is from RefSeq and is a predicted model, not a curated record. The transcript has 9 exons. Lineage: Eukaryota; Viridiplantae; Streptophyta; Magnoliopsida; Lamiales; Acanthaceae. Gene Ontology annotation, biological process: aldehyde metabolic process. Gene Ontology annotation, molecular function: aldehyde dehydrogenase (NAD+) activity.